AUUUGGAUUAUUCAUUAUUCAUGAACCCAAAAGAAAUUCCUUUAUUCUAGACGUGGCAACUCAUCAUUGGUAACCAGCACACUCCCUCUCCAAGUCCUUUACUCAAUGACUCGAAACCUCACUCUAAUUUUCCCCACAACCAGAGAUCCGAUCUAUCAAACUGCACACUUUUCCCGGAAAAUCCAUUAACCGAGAAAAUAACUCAUUUCCCAUGGCAAACGCAUGGAAGCGAGAACACAGCAAAACCCAAAAGCUCCUCUCACCCAAAACCCUUCUUUCCCUCCUCAUCCUCAUCCUCAUCCUCAUCUUCUACCUCUGUUUCUCUUUUCUUUCCCCUAAAAACCCCACCUUUAUCCCCACAACUGCAUCUUAUAAGACCCAAAUAUCUACCCAAAAUUUCCCAAUCCCUCCUUUUAAUUGCCGCAACUCCCCGCAAUCUCAUCCCAUUAUUGCCAACCAAGUAGAAAAUCUCAAAUACCCUUUUAUUUACUCCUUGGCUGACUUAGGCUCACUCCCUGACAAGCCUCACAAGAACAUCGUCAGACUUCUUAAAGGUAAGCCCUUUCGUCGGCCUGACAUCUCUGCCACUGUUCAGGAUUUUCUGGAAGGGAAAAACAGGGAUGGUUUUUUCGUGGAUGUCGGGGCCAAUGUCGGGAUGGCCAGUUUCGCAGCAGCUGUUAUGGGGUUCAGGGUGUUGGCUUUUGAGCCAGUUUUGGAGAAUUUGCAAAGGAUUUGUGAUGGCAUUUGGUUUAAUAGGAUUGAGGAAUUGAUUACUGUGUUUGAAGCAGCCGCAUCUGACCGUAAUGUAAAUAUUACUUUCCAUAAGUUGGUUGGCCGGCUUGACAACAGUGCCGUUUCUGCUGUUGGUGCAAAGUUGGCAUUCAAGUCCAAUGAAGAAAUAGCAGUUCAAGUGAGAUCCAUACUUCUCGAUGAAGUUAUCCCAGAGUCAGAGCCAGUGCUUCUGCUUAAAAUUGAUGUACAGGGAUGGGAAUACCAUGUAUUGAAGGGAGCCAAAAAGUUGUUAUCGAGGAAAAAAGGUGAAGCCCCUUAUCUAAUCUACGAGGAAGAUGAACGACUGUUGCAAGCAAGUAACACUACCGCCAAAGAGAUACGGGAUUUUCUAAGUAGUUUGGGUUAUACUCAUUGCACCCAGCAUGGUACAGAUGCUCAUUGCACCAAGAAUUAAUGCAAUUAGCACGAAUUUUCCAUGGAUGACAACCUUACUGCAAAUCAGUUGUUUUGCAUGCCAUUUCUCUCGGCUUUCAGACAGUGGAAUGCAGUUCAUCCCAAUACAAAUUUCUUCAUUUUCUUUUUUUUUUUAUGAUAGAGAAGUUGAACUGAAGCUGAUAAAAGGUUCUAUCGUCAACCCACUUUUCUCUUCGCAAUUGGCUGGUUAAUGGCAGUUUCCUCUUUUGUAAUUUCCAUUUAUAGAUCUGUUGUUUGAUUAAAUUUCUAGUGAACAAAUUGAAGCUAAGGUUACAAACCUUGAGUUAGGAAAGAA
Molecule: messenger RNA, 1501 nt
Organism: Gossypium arboreum
Lineage: Eukaryota; Viridiplantae; Streptophyta; Magnoliopsida; Malvales; Malvaceae
Exons: 2
Coding region: 212-1186 (324 amino acids)
Source: RefSeq, a predicted model, not a curated record